Medicago truncatula (barrel medic) is the source of this 2093-nucleotide messenger RNA. RefSeq names its product probable protein phosphatase 2C 15. Gene Ontology annotation, biological process: protein dephosphorylation. The transcript has 10 exons. NCBI's taxonomy places the organism in Eukaryota, Viridiplantae, Streptophyta, Magnoliopsida, Fabales, Fabaceae. Gene Ontology annotation, molecular function: protein serine/threonine phosphatase activity. The coding region runs from base 455 to 1744 and encodes 429 amino acids. The record is from RefSeq and is a predicted model, not a curated record.
AGGAAACAGAGAGAGAAAAAAAAAAGUUUAAAGAUACCGACUUUUAACUGAAACAGAAUGUGAGUAUUAGUAAGCAAGGUUUAGCUUUUACAUGUCAGCUAAAGCCACUUUCUUCUUUCCAUCCUUGAAAGCUGGCUUCAUCAUAAGCUACCACCCCAUCACCAUUUUCUUUUUUGCCAUUCUUUUUGGUCCUUGGAACAGAAUCUACAUCAUUCAGAUCUACAACUUGCUUUGUUCACAUUCCAAACAUUCUCACUGAUCAAGUUGGGAAAAAAAUCAGAGUUUGUGUGCAAAUAAGUACUUACUGUGUGGAAUAAGCACUUUUGUAUUGAUGUGUGUGCCCUUUUGAGUGUUUUACUUUUGGAGAUCUAAUAUACUUGUGAGAAAGAGUGUGUUUUGGAAUUGGACUAAUUGGGUGUGAGACUAAGAGGAGGAUUCUUUGGUGGGGUAAGAUAUGGCCUCCGGUGAAGGGAGGCGGCAUCAUCAUGAUCUUGUGCCUCUUGCUGCAUUGCUUAAGAGAGAGAUGAAAAGUGAGAAGAUGGAGAAGCCUACUGUAAGAAUUGGUCAAGCUGCCCAAUCUAAGAAAGGGGAGGAUUACUUUUUAAUUAAGAUUGAUUGUCAGCGCGUUCCCGGGAACUCUUCAACGUCGUUUUCUGUAUUCGCGAUCUUUGAUGGACACAAUGGAAAUGCUGCUGCUGUUUAUACUAAGGAAAAUUUGCUAAAUCAUGUGUUGUGUGCUCUUCCUCGAGGGCUUGGGCGAGACGAGUGGUUGCAAGCUUUACCUAGGGCAUUGGUUGCUGGAUUUGUCAAGACUGAUAAGGAAUUUCAGAGCAGAGGAGAAACUUCUGGAACCACAGCCACGUUUGUGAUAGUUGAUCGGUGGACUGUGACAGUUGCAUCAGUUGGAGAUUCUCGUUGUAUACUUGAUACCCAGGGUGGUGCUGUGACCACCUUAACAGUUGACCAUAGACUAGAAGAGAAUAUUGAAGAGAGGGAACGUGUUACUGCAAGUGGAGGUGAAGUUGGUAGGCUUAGCAUUGUCGGAGGUGCUGAGAUUGGUCCCCUUCGAUGCUGGCCAGGAGGUCUAUGCCUUUCAAGGUCAAUAGGAGACAUGGAUGUUGGAGAGUUUAUAGUUCCAAUACCUUAUGUCAAACAAGUGAAGCUAUCAAAAGCUGGUGGCAGACUUAUAAUUGCUUCUGAUGGAAUAUGGGAUGCUGUAUCAUCAGAACUGGCAGCAAAAUCUUGCCGUGGUUUGCCUGCCGAACUUGCUGCGAUGCAGGUUGUCAAGGAAGCCCUAAGAACAAGAGGGUUAAAGGAUGAUACAACAUGUAUAGUAGUUGACAUAAUCCCACCUGAUAACGAAUUGCCACCAACACCUCCCCCAAAAAAGCGGAAUAAGCUGAAAGAUUUUUUUUCGUUCAAGAAAAGGUCCCGUGAUACUGCUGGUAAGCUGUCGAAGAAGCUUUCGGCUAUAAAUAUAGUGGAAGAAUUGUUUGAAGAAGGAUCAGCAAUGCUUGCUGAAAGAUUAGGAAAUGAUGAAAACUCGGGGCAAUCAACAUCUGGUCUUUUUGUCUGUGCUGUAUGCCAACUUGAUCUUGCUCCAAGUGAGGGCAUAUCCGUCCACGCAGGUUCAAUUUUCUCCACAAGUUCGAAGCCAUGGCAAGGUCCUUUUCUAUGUUGUGAUUGUCGCGAUAAGAAGGAUGCAAUGGAAGGAAAACGGCCUAGUGGAGUUAAAGUGUCAUAGUAGGCUCAAAACUGAAGUCAUUCUAUUCUUUAAGCCAUCUUUCAUUUUUUGUAAUCGCAAUUUUUAUAGGUCAAGUAAUUGAUUGAAUCUCGCAAUCAAGUAGCAAAGACUGUGACCUGGAAGAGAGGCCUGCACUGAGUUUUUGGGCGUAUGAAGAUUGUUCAGCUCUACCUGAUUGUUAGAGUUUGAGGGUUAAGAUCAGUGUGAGGUAGAUUCUUUUGUAUAGUAGACUAGUAGUUAUGUUGCUUAAUGUGCCACCAAAUCAGAAUAAUAUUGAUUAACUAUGCAGGCACCCCAACUUCCUGUAUAUAUAAACUUUUAAUCUGUAGUUACAUUUUUUUCAUUUCCA